AUGAAUUAUAGUGAAAGUGAAAAACAUGACUUACAAAACAACCCCAAGGUUCCAAAGGAAGCCUUAACAGAAGGUGGUAAUGCUGCUUUUCACAAUUUCAUUAACGAUUUUGCUCAUGUUGACGAUCCCUUAGAAAGAAGAAGGCUUGCAUUAGAAAAAAUCGAUAAUGCUUCUUUUGGUUGGUAUCACGUUAAGGCCAUUUUAGUUGCUGGUGUAGGUUUUUUGACAGAUGCAUAUGAUAUUUUUGCAAUUAAUUUAGGUGUCUCAAUGUUAUCAUAUGUAUAUUGGAAGGGUAGCAUACCCUCUUCAUCGCAGACAUUGUUGAAAGUAUCCACCUCAGUCGGUACUGUCAUCGGUCAAGUUUCAUUUGGUGCUGCGGCUGAUAUCAUUGGUCGUAAAAAGGUUUAUGGUUCAGAAUUAAUUAUUGUAAUUUGUGCCACUAUUUUACAAUGUACAUCAGCACAUUCACCAGCAAUAAAUUUUGUUGCUAUUUUAACGACCUAUAGAAUUAUUAUGGGGAUUGGUAUCGGUGGUGAUUAUCCAUUAUCCUCAAUUAUUUCUGCUGAGUUUGCAACAACAAAAUGGAGAGGUGCCAUCAUGGGUGCUGUCUUCGCAAACCAAGCUUGGGGUCAAAUCGCUGGUGGCAUCAUCGCAUUGAUCUGCAUAGCUGCUUAUAAAGAUGACCUAAUACAUGCUAAUUCCGGUGCUGAAUGUGAUUUAGUCUGUCAAAAAGCUUGUGAUCAAAUGUGGAGAAUUUUAAUAGGUUUCGGCGCUCUGCCGGGUAUGAUAGCUUUAUAUUUCAGAUUGACUAUUCCUGAAUCUCCUAGAUACCAAUUAGAUGUAAAUCUAAGGGAUAGUGUAGUUGAAUAUCAUAAUUUGGAUGCCCCUGUUCAUAGUGGAAGUGACAUCUCUGAAAACGAAAAAACAGCUGCAAAAAUUGAAGAAAGAUCUCAUGAUGGAAUCGAUAUCGAGAACAGCACUGAUGAAGAGCUAUACGCCCCACCAAAGGCUUCAUUUAAAGACUUCUGUGAUCACUUUAAGCAGUGGAAACAUUUUAAGAUUUUAUUAGGUACUGCUGGAUGUUGGUUUAUGUUAGAUGUCGCUUUCUAUGGUUUAUCACUAAACAAUGCAGUCAUCGUGGAAGCUAUUGGUUAUGCAUCAUCAAAAAACGUCUAUUAUAAACUGUACAAUUCUGCUGUUGGUAACUUAAUUUUAAUCUGUGCUGGGUCACUGCCCGGUUAUUGGGCGUCUGUCUUUACUAUCGAUAUUAUAGGUAGAAAACCAAUUCAAACUUUUGGUUUCUUCAUUUUAACAGUACUUUUCUGUGUCAUUGGUUUUGCUUAUCAUAGAUUAACUCCUAAUUCUUUGUUAGGUCUGUACAUUGUUUGUCAAUUUUUUCAAAACUUUGGUCCAAAUACCACUACAUUCAUCAUUCCAGGUGAAAUUUUUCCUACAAGAUACAGAUCCACAGCACAUGGUAUUUCAGCUGCCUCUGGUAAGGUCGGUGCCAUUAUUGCUCAAACUGUUUUAGGUACUUUGAUUAAUCAUAACUGUGCGAGAGAUGGCAAACCAACAAACUGUUGGUUACCUCACGUUAUGGAAAUUUUUGCAUUAUUCAUGUUAUGUGGUUUAGGAUUAAGUUUCUUAAUUCCAGAAACUAAGAGAAUGACUCUUGAAGAGAUCUCGGAGAAAUACCACGGUGAAGUUGACCUUACAAAAUUAGCAGAAAGGAAUCUUAACUAUAACAAGAACUCCGUUAUUAUGUCAAAAGAUAACGGUUCUCAAAUUGAUGUCUAA
Molecule: messenger RNA, 1797 nt
Organism: Tetrapisispora phaffii CBS 4417
Lineage: Eukaryota; Fungi; Ascomycota; Saccharomycetes; Saccharomycetales; Saccharomycetaceae
Gene: PHO84
Product: phosphate transporter PHO84
Exons: 1
Coding region: 1-1797 (598 amino acids)
Biological process (GO): transmembrane transport; phosphate ion transport
Cellular component (GO): membrane
Molecular function (GO): phosphate transmembrane transporter activity
Source: RefSeq, a predicted model, not a curated record